Arachis stenosperma is the source of this 2730-nucleotide messenger RNA. RefSeq names its product exocyst complex component SEC15A-like. The transcript is spliced from 2 exons. NCBI's taxonomy places the organism in Eukaryota, Viridiplantae, Streptophyta, Magnoliopsida, Fabales, Fabaceae. Gene Ontology annotation, biological process: intracellular protein transport; Golgi to plasma membrane transport; exocytosis. Bases 283 to 2655 code for a protein of 790 amino acids. The record is from RefSeq and is a predicted model, not a curated record. Gene Ontology annotation, cellular component: exocyst; membrane.
CGCGAAAAUAGCACUCUCUCUGUUUCGGCAUUUUUGUCCACCUGACGAGACUGAGAGAAAUCACCGACAGAAGAAAAUCUGAACCCUCAGAAUCUAUCUUCACGAAGAAGAAAAUUCCCAUGUGAUCAAUCAUGAAAAGCUCCCCUUUUUACCACCGAAUUCUUGCCACGGACAUCCAUGGCGGAUUUCGUCAUUUCACCAGCUUCGUGCUUUCUGCGUCGUUCCUUCUGAGAUUUCGUCGCUGACCCAUUUCCGUUUCAAGGAAUUGAUUUAAGUGUGACAAUGGCUACAAAAACAAAAACGAAAGCUAAUGCGGAGAUUGGUGAUGAAGGAGAGGACUUGGUUUUGGCAACAAUGGUUGCCAAUGGAGAUGAUAUUAGUCCUCUUGUCCGGCAUGCCUUCGAAAUGGGGAGGCCGGAGGGCCUCCUUCGCCAACUGAAUUAUGUGGUGAAGAAGAAAGAAGCAGAAAUAGAAGACAUGUGCAAGACACACUAUGAAGAAUUCAUCAAGGCUGUUGACGAACUUCGAGGUGUGUUGGUGGAUGCUGAAGAGCUCAAAAGCGAUCUCCAAAGUGGCAAUUUCAAGUUGCAGCAGGUUGGUACCAACCUUCUUGUCAACCUUGAGGAGCUUUUUGAAUCCUAUUCGAUCAAGCAGAACGUGACAGAGGCUAUAAUAAUGUCAAAGAACUGUAUAGAAGUGUUGGAGCUUUGUGUCAAGUGCAAUAAUCAUAUCACAGACGGGCAAUUUUAUCCUGCAAUUAAAACUCUGGAUUUGAUUCAGAGGAGUUACAUGAAGAACAUUCCUGCUAGGGCUCUCAAACUGGUUAUAGAGAAAAGAAUUCCUAUCAUUAAAUGGCACAUUGAGAAGAGAGUAAACAGUCAGGUUAACGAAUGGAUGGUCCACAUACGGAGUUCUUGUAAAAACAUUGGACAAACAGCAAUCAGCCGUGCGGUUUCAGAUCGUCAGAGAGACGAGGAACUGAUGGAGAGGCAGAGAAAGGCAGAGGAUCAAAAUGUUGUGGGGGUUGAGGAGAGAGUUUACACUUUGGAUGUUGACGAAGAUGAUGAAGAUUCUGCCAUGAAGUUUGACCUCACGCCUCUUUACCGUGCUUGUCACAUUUAUGGUUGUUUGGGGAUUCUUGAGCAGUUUCAUGUAUACUACUUCACGAAUAGAUCGGCACAAUUGAAAUCGGAUUUGGAGAUAUCUUCGUCACAAUCUUUUGUUGAAUCAUACCAAACGUUUUUGGCUCAGAUUGUUGGGUACUUCAUAGUGGAGGAUAGGGUCCUUAGAACUGGUGGGGGACUUCUGGUCCCAGAUCAAGUCGAUAACAUGUGGGAAACUGCUAUAACUAGAUUGACUUUGCUGUUAAAUGCCCAAUUUUCCCAAAUGAAAUCUGCCACCAACCAUCUCAAGGUUAAGGAAUACGUCACUCUUCUUUCGUGGUCUCUCCUGCAAUAUGGUUAUGAUAUAGAAUCUCUUCUUGAUGUGGUUGAUAACAAUCGCGACAAAUUUCAUCUGCUUCUUAUGGCUGAAUGCAGAGAACAAACAAUUGAGGCUCUGAAUCAUGAUACAUAUGAGCUGAUGGUGAUAAAAAAGGAAAGUGAUUAUGAGAGUAAUGUUUUGUCAUUUGGUCUCCAAACUACAGACAUCAUGCCUGCUUUCCCCUAUGUUGCACCAUUCUCCUCCAUGGUACCCGAGAUGUGUCAAAUUGUGAAAUCCUUCAUCAAAAGUUGUGUUGAUUACUUGUCUUAUGGUGCGCGCGACUAUUUCUUUGAUGUCGUGAUCAGGUACUUGAACAACUUUCUGAUUGAAGUAAUAAAUGAAACAUUACUCAAUACAAUCAAUAGCAGCAAUAUCAGUGUUUCCCAUGCCAUGCAGAUAGCUGCUAACUUUACUAGUCUGGAAAGAGCUUGUGAUUUUUUCCUUAAGAAUGCGGCGCAACAAAGUGGCAUCCCACUCCGUUUUAUUGAGAAGUCUCAAAUGACUUUAUCUGCGAAAGCAGUACUGCAGACUUCUAGAGACGCCACCUACAUUACUCUACUCGGUUUGGUAAACGCAAAAAUAGACGAGUAUAUGAAUCUUACAGAAAGUGUUACUUUAUGGACUACAGAGGAGACUAAGCAGAAUGGAAAUGAAUACAUAAGUGAAUUGAUCUUGUACCUUGAUUCUCUUAUGUCGACGGCGCAACAAGUUCUUCCUUUGGAUGCCAUGUACAAAGUUGGGAUUGGUGCUCUUGAGCAUAUUAACAAUACCAUUAUCUCUGCUUUCCUUAGCGAUAGUGUUAAAAGGUUUAAUGCGACGUCUGUCAUGAAUAUCGGCGUUGAUCUCAAGUUGCUGGAGAAUUUUGCAGAUGAGAGGUUCUACUCUUCAGGGUUAGAAGGAAUGUACAAAGCAAGUAGUUUUAGAGAUUGCUUGGUAGAGUCAAAGCAAUUGAUUAAUCUUCUCUCAAGUAGUCAACCUGAGAACUUCAUGAAUCCUGUGAUAAGGGAGAAAAACUACUAUGCACUUGAUUAUAAGAAGGUGUCUACCAUUUGUGACAAAUUCAAGGAUACUGCAGAUGGUAUCUUUGGAAGCCUUUCAAACAAAAAUACAAAGCAAACUGCUAAAAAGAAAUCAAUGGAAGUGCUCAAAAAGAGACUUAAGGAUUUCAAUUGAAGAUUCUUCCUUCAUUUCAAAUAGGGUAUAGUUGUAGUGCACUUCUUUUUCUGGAAGCUCCCCACUUUAGAAUGA